ACUCUCACGGUUUCACCGUGUGACACACUCUUUUGCCUGUUUACACACGCACACACGCCACACAUCCAAUUUCUCACGGCAAAAAAAAAAAGACGCGUUCGUUCCUUUCCAAACUACCCGACGGUAGAUGGCGCUGUUGAGCGCCACUGAACCUGCAUCCGAAGUUAGCGACAGAAGAAUAGUGAGACGGCGGGAAAAACUACCUCGAGAAGUCAGAUGGGAAUGUAAACUCUCAUCUGAGACGUUACUUACAAGGUAUGUUACAAUGAAAUGCAUUUCAAUUGAGAACUCACUCUCUUAAACUUUAAAUCUUUAAAUUAUUUGUUUGUGUUUGUGCGUGUCUGUGGACUUGAUUUAGUGUGGUGACCUUAACAUAAAUAAUAGGCUACAAGAAAUGUGUGCAAUAGAAGUAGGCAUGUUCUUAUAACUGAGAGUAGAGUUAUUAAACCAACAUGAUCGCCAUUUUAAUUCUUUAAGGUUUCAAAGAUGUCCCGUAAGAGACCUUUGACAGGACAAAAGCGAAACCUUUUAUUUUAUUUAAAGAAGCAGCCAAGUGAAAAAAGACAGAGAAACACAUUGACAGAACAGCCAGAACAGCCAGAACCACUGACAGGACAACAGACAGAGGAGCAACACACGGGACAGAGGGAGCAGGAGACAGGUCAGCUAGAGCUACAGCCAGGACAGACUGACAAACAUGCAGAGGAGCAACAGACAGGACAAAUAGAAGCACAUGCAGAGGAGCCACAAACAGGACAAAUAGAAGCACAUGCAGAGGAGCCACAGACAGGACAAAUAGAAGCACAUGCAGAGGAGCCACAGACAGGACAAAUAGAAGCACAUGCAGAGGAGCCACAGACAGGACAAAUAGAAGCACAUGCAGAGGAGCAACAGACAGGACAAAUAGCACGACCAACAGAGCAGAUGGAAGAAGACACAGAGGGACAGACAGAAGGGUCUCCCCCAAUCCAACACCAGGGCCAGAAGAGUCGUGCUCUGGCUGGAGCAUCAACAUAUAGAUCCAUUUUCAAAAAUGAGUGGACCUCUUCAUGGCCAUUUAUUACGAGAGGGACCCUCAUCACACACUACUGGUGUGCAGUGUCCCGAAUUGAAAACUCCUGUUGCCAUCAGGGUGUGACAGAUGUAGUGCGCCACAUAAAAACCAAAAGCCACCAAGAAAAGCAACGGGCUCUCCAGUCCUCAGCCACAAUAUCACAAUAUGCAAUGCCCAUUCCCUCUGUUGGGGGCAUGUCUGCACAAGAUGCUAAGACAAGAAGAGCUGAGGUCAAAAUGACAGCUGGGUUGGGAGUUCACAACAUCCCCCUAGCCUUUGCGGACCACCUAGGGCCUCUCCUAAAAGAAUGUUUCGGAGAUUCGAAGACAGCACAGGAGUACAGGUGUGCUAGGACAAAGUCAUCCUGCAUUACCAAUGAAGCAAUAGCGCCAUAUUUCACACAGGGGCUUGUGAAGGAGAUGAAAAAAGCCCCCUAUACCCUUGUUACAGAUGGGUCAAAUGACACUGGUAUUUCCCAAACUAUUUGAGAUUUUUCUCCUUGGACCUUCAGCUAUGUCUUUGCGUCACAUAAUGUAACCAAUAUUGCCCAUCUCCAGUGAGCCGCCCCUAUCAAUGGCUUGGGGCCUACCCACAAACCACCAAAAUGCAGGUACAACAUGGGUUCAACAUCCAAUUAAAUACAAUUCUCUCAAAUCUGAGCCUGCGUUGUCAGGGGUACCCGCGACAAAAUCUCACUCCAAGGUUUUUUGAAAA
This is a messenger RNA of Gadus chalcogrammus (walleye pollock), 1768 nucleotides long. RefSeq lists its product as uncharacterized. The coding region runs from base 487 to 1542 and encodes 351 amino acids. The record is from RefSeq and is a predicted model, not a curated record. Lineage: Eukaryota; Metazoa; Chordata; Actinopteri; Gadiformes; Gadidae. The transcript has 2 exons.